This is a messenger RNA of Danaus plexippus (monarch butterfly), 6820 nucleotides long. It is a transcript of the gene Sgsh, whose product is annotated as N-sulphoglucosamine sulphohydrolase. Gene Ontology annotation, biological process: glycosaminoglycan catabolic process; heparan sulfate proteoglycan catabolic process. Lineage: Eukaryota; Metazoa; Arthropoda; Insecta; Lepidoptera; Nymphalidae. The record is from RefSeq and is a predicted model, not a curated record. Gene Ontology annotation, molecular function: N-sulfoglucosamine sulfohydrolase activity. The transcript has 10 exons. Bases 44 to 1597 code for a protein of 517 amino acids.
UCCCAGUCCCGAGUGAGUCCGCGUGUCGGCGAGCUACAUACAAAUGGCUCGACACCCGGUCGCUGUUAUCACACUGUUAUUGUGUCUCAUUAUCACGAACACUGUGUUAUCAAACAAGAAUCGCAACGUUCUCAUACUCUUAGCUGACGAUGGAGGUUUUGAAAUCGGAGCGUAUAGAAACAAAAUUUGCCAAACUCCGAACAUCGACGAGUUUGCGAAGCGCAGCGUCAUCUUCAACAAUGCCUUCAGUUCCGUCAGUAGCUGCUCUCCGAGUCGCGCGGCUCUGCUGACCGGCACCCCGAGUCAUCAGAACGGCAUGUACGGGCUCCAUCACGGUGUUCAUCACUUCAACUCCUUCGAUAACGUCACCAGCUUACCGAACAUACUGCGCGAGCACGGAGUCUACACUGGUAUAAUCGGUAAGAAGCACGUGGGUCCGAGCAGCGUGUACAAGUUCGACAUGGAGUGGACGGAGGAGGGACACAGCAUCAACCAGGUCGGGAGGAACAUCACGCACAUGAAGCUGCUGGCCAGGAAGUUCCUGCGGGAGGCGAACAGACUCGACAAACCGUUCCUGCUGUACGUCGGGUUCCACGACCCUCACCGCUGCGGCCACGAGGCUCCUCAGUACGGCCCCUUCUGUGAGAGGUUCGGUUCCUCGGAGGAGGGGAUGGGGGUCAUCCCCGACUGGAAGCCCUGGUACUAUCAGUGGGACGAGGUGCAGCUGCCUUAUCAUGUCCAGGACACUGAGGCGGCCCGGAGAGACAUCGCGGCGCAGUACACCACUAUGUCCAGAUUAGAUCAAGGUGUGGGGCUCAUGCUGAAGGAGCUGGAGGCGGCGGGCCACGGACACGACACGCUGGUCAUAUACACCUCCGACAACGGGAUUCCCUUCCCUUCGGGGAGGACCAACUUCUACGACCCCGGGCUGAGGGAACCUCUGAUCAUGCACUCGCCAGACCCUGGAGCUCGCAGAAACGAAGCCUCCGGCGCCCUGGUGAGUCUGCUGGACCUCACGCCUACUGUCCUCGACUGGUUCGGCGUCCGCACACCGCGACACAUCGACCACGAGUGGCGCGACCGGCCCAGGAGUCUGCUGCCCAUAUUGAACAAAGAGCCGCCGCCGAGUGAGCAAGACGCCGUGUUCUCGUCCCAGACGCACCACGAGAUCACCAUGUACUACCCCAUGAGGUCGGUCCGCACCCGUCGGUACAAACUCAUCCACAACCUCAACUUCGGGAUGCCCUUCCCCAUCGACCAGGACCUGUACGUGUCGCCGACCUUCCAGGAUAUAUUGAACCGCACUCGAAGCAAGCAGCCUCUGCCGUGGUACAAGACUCUGAAGCAGUACUACUACCGACCGCAGUGGGAGAUGUACGACCUCAAGAACGACCCCUUGGAGACCCACAACCUGCACGGUAAGCCGUCGCUGUCCGAGGUGGAGGCUUCUCUCAGGGAGCGGCUUCACUCGUGGCAGCUCGCUACCGGCGACCCCUGGCUCUGCUCGCCGGCCGCGGUCCGGGACCCGCGACCCGGGGCCCACUCCGCCGUCUGCGACGCGCUCGACAACGGCCUCACACACUACAUGCACACCUAGACCCGCGCGCUCGCUCACCUCCGACCUCCCAUCUCGGUACUCAUCACUGACACGGGAGGUCUCUCUUUAUACAGACGGUUGUGUGACUCCUUUCUCCCACACGAGGCUCGUUGACACACUAACAUUUAUUUAUUUAUUUAUUUAUUUAUUUAUUUAUUUAUUUAUUUAAAUAGGAAGCCAACGUUGUAUACAAUUUUAGUUCUUAGUCUUAAUUAACACUAAAUUAUUUAAUUUGUUACAUGCAUUAAUUGUACACCCCACUUAUAGGCUAACUCGACAUUCGCAUGUACAUGAUAUGUAAUAAAAUAACAUUCUUUGCAUGUUCACUCACGAACAAAAAAAAAAUAGUAAUAAUAAUAAUGAUCUAAUAAUAAUCUUAAACAAUAGCAAAUGUGAAACAGUUGAAAGCAACAAUUGGUAAAAAAUGAGGUACAAAUAAAGUAAAACAAUUACAAGCACUGACUUAAGGAAAAAGUAACGAGAACCAAAAAAAGAAAAAGUGUGAUCACAAAUCAUAAUCAAAACGCAAUAAUAAUACUGGGCUGAUAAUAGAGUAGUAAUAAAAAAAUAUGAUAAUACUAAGCCCAAAAACCAAGACAUUCUUGCGCAGUAUAUUCCACAGAGACCUUACUUCGUAGAAUUACUGAGACUAACCUCAACUAGUCAGAUAGCCCUUUGCUAGUCUUUUGAAAGGUAACAGAGAAUGCUUGAAAAUAUCUAACCCAGCUCCUUUAAAUACGUUAUUAUAAGUUAGAAUCAUUCUGUUGAUGGGAGCAUUACGGCCGAUGUUAGUCCUAGCAAACCUUUCCCUGAACGUAUGUUUAUUCCUUAUGUGGCUCCUUGAGUUAUAUUUUGGUAUCGCCAAUCCAACUCUCUCUAACAAAUUUGCACUAUCAAGAUCACCCUUCACAAUUCUGUGAAGAAAACAUAAAUCUAUUAAUUUUCUACGAUUACACAGGGAAGGCGUAUGGUAAAGAUUUAACAAAUCUUCGUAUCUGUCAUUCUGUCUUAAGACUUUAUCUUUGUAGGCCAGGUGACGUAAGAACUUCUUCUGUACUCUCUCGAUUCUGUCUCUAUGUGUUUGAUAUUGCGGAUUCCAUACAACAGAACAAUAUUCCAGUUUACUGCGUAUCAAUGAGUUAAAGAGUGCAAUUUUGGUUGAAGAUUUUUUAAAUUCCUUUGUGGUUCUUAUGAUAAAACCUAAUACUUUAAAUGCGUUUGUAAUAAUAUUAUCAAUAUGCGGAAUAAAGGUCAGUUUGUGGUCCAGUGUAACUCCUAGGUCGGAUAUUUGAUGUAACCUCUUCAGAACGUUUUCUUUAAUAUUAUAAUCAAAUAUGAAAUUUGAUUUCUUUCUGCUAAAGGUAAUAGCGUAGCAUUUUAAAUGGUUUAAUUUUAAUUUAUUCUGGUCACACCAUAAUCCAAGCCUAUCGACAUCCAUCUGCAUAUUCCUUGCGUCUUUAAUGUCGUUUAUCGUCUUAUAGAGUUUGAGGUCAUCGGCAUACAAUUGAAACUCACAAUGCUUAAAACACUUAGCUAUAUCAUUGACGAAAAUUCCAAAUAAAAUAGGACCAAGAAUAGAACCCUGAGGAACACCCGAGGUCGCAGUAAAUGCAUCUGAUUGGUAACCUCCAACGACAACGUUCAAAGUACGCCCUGUUAAAUAAGAUUCCAACCACCUUAAAAGAUAAACAUCGAUGCCAUAGUCGCUAAGUUUUUGAAGUAAAAUAUGAUGGUCCACCAAAUCAAAGGCCUUUUCCAGGUCCGUGUAAAUGCAAUCUAUUCUCUCCGAGUUGUCCAUAGCCUUUGAUAUAUCGUCAACAAAAAUUGCUAAAUUAGACAUAGUAGACCUUUUUUUAGUAAAGCCGUGUUGAUUAUCUAUCAUUGUAGACUUCAUGUGCCACGUAAGUAGAGGACUAAUAAAUGAUUCAAAAAUUUUUGAGAAGACAGAUAGUAAACAGAUUGGUCUGUAAUUCUUUAUGUCAUUUUUAUCACCACUUUUAAAAAUUGGUACCACUCUUGCCUUUUUCCACAGGGAGGGGAAUUCACCAAGAGAUAGCGAUUUGUUAAAAAUUACAUAUAAAGGCUUUGCUAAAGGAACAGCACAUCUUUUAAUGAAUAAUGGAGGUAUGUCAUCAGGACCAGUUCCUUUAGCAAUAUCGAGACUUCUCAGCUCUUUUACAAUGUCACUCUCAAGGAUGUGCGUAUUGUUCAAAUGUGUGUUAAACAUUGAUCUUGUAAUGGGGGUUGAUGAAGUGGUUUUUAAAUCGUUCGUAGCGUAAAUAUUAGAAAAAUGUUUUGCAAAUUGGUUACAUAUAUCAGACCCAUUUGUGAAAGAGCAACCAUUCAUUGUCAUCAAUGCCGGGUACUCACAUCUGUUACCGCGCAGAUUUUUGACGUACGAGUAAAAGUGUUUAGUGUUUAAUUUAAUAUUGUCUUCUAUCUCAUUUAAAUAAUUUCUAUAAUCAGUGUCAAUUAAAAUUUCACAUCUGUCUCUUAGUAUUUCGUAUUCAAUUUUAUCCAUGGGAUUGUGAUAUUUCUUAAACAGCAAUCUGUACUUAUUCUUCUCUCUUAAUCUUUUCUUUAAAUUACUCGUGUACCAUACAGGAUAAUUACUAUUAUUCUUCGGUUGCCCUUUUGGAAUACAUUGCUGGACUAAGUUGCCCAGGUGUGAAUAAAAUAUUUCGGUCAUUUUAUCUACGUUGUCGCAAUUAAUAAGUAAAGUUUCCCAGUCAAUGCCGGCAAGGAGUUCAUUAAUUUUUUCAUAAUCACCCUUUCUAAAGUUAUACCUAACAUUAGUAUUCACCUCCAGCGUCGAUGGUUUAUAUUCUAGUUCAAGCUUAAUCUGUAGAGGAGGAUGAAACUUGUCAACCGAGCAUGCUGAGAAGUUGCUUUCUGUUACUUCAACCUUUUUAUUUGAACUGAAAAUAAGAUCUAAUAUCUUCCCGUAUGCAUUAGUUACAGAGUUAUAUUGCGAAAGAGACGUUAACCCCAUAAAAUCCUUAAUUAGAGAUAUAAGUGGACCACUAUUGCAUGGAAACAUUUUAUUAUUGUUAAGAUCUAGACUCCAUUCUAUGGACGGAAUAUUGAAAUCCCCUAAUACUAGGGUUCGUGAUUGCUUGUUAUUUGUUAUUCUCUCAACAUUUAUUGUGAAACGUUCAAGAAUGUCGUAUUGUAGUGGCGAUGGGAUAUAUACUGCACAUAGUGAAAUAGUUUCCGACUCCAGUACUAUAUUAACCCAAAUAUCUUCACAAUUAGUUUCCCAAGAAUUAACCCUGUAAGAUUUAUAUUUUUUUAAGACUGCUAUCAAAACUCCUCCGCCCUCCUUUUUCUUAGAAUCGCAUGAUUCACGAUCUCUGCGAAAUAUAUUAUAUCGCGCAUCGAACAACUCGUUGUCCGAUAUUCCGCUAUUGAGCCACGUUUCAGUGAAAACUAAUACAUCAAAAUCAGACUUAAGCGUUGCUAAGUAAACGUCUUUGGUUUUCGUUUUUAGUCCCCUAACAUUCUGAUAGAAUAUUUUUAUGGCAUUAGCCAUUUUGAUUUUAAUUUUCAAAAAAAAAAAAAAAGCACUGCGUAAUAUUAUCUUAACUUAAUAAAAAAAAAUAUAUAGCAAAAAUAAUAAUACAAGAAAAUUAACUGUUACAAUGCAACUACAAAGAAGAAAAAAAAAAAAAACAAUUAAAUAAACUUUAAGUUAAAGUGAGUAAGUCGUCCUUUGAUUUAACUACAAUUGCGUCACUGGAUUCAGUUUUUCGCAGGAAUAUUUUACCGUUACGCGUCCAGACGAAACGAUAUUGUUUUUGCUUGGCGAAAAUACGAGCUGCGGCGUAGGUGUCUUUAGCCGUGGGGGAUAAGUGCUCCGAAAUAAAUACUGGUCUCUUCUCACCAGGUACUCCAAGAUGUGAUGUAUUUAACCUGUCUUUUUUAUUCAACUUAUUAAAGUUUAUUACGCCAGCCAAAAAUGUAUCUCUUAUUAGGGGAGAAUUAAAUUUUACUAUAAUAGAUCUUGGGCGCAAGGAAUUUCUAUUUAUUUUCGCAACACGGGUGCACUUUACUACACUUCCUUCAGGUAUAUUAACGUUGGUAAUCUUACCAAUCUGUUCUACCGUUUUUAGCAGGUUUUCGCUUCUUUUUUCCGGAAUGCAGUGCAAUUCAAUGUUACUUGCCCUUGACUCCCUAUCUAAAAUAUUAAUUGUAUUUGUUUGAUUUUUUAGGGUUUCCCUAAGUUCACUGUUUUCUUUAAUUAACGACUGGUUUUCCUUCUUUACACCAUCUAAUUCUUGUUUAACAGUUUCUAUGAUGCCCGAUAGGUGUUCUAAUGAGGAUGUUAUAUUUUUAAAAACGCUCAGUUCUUCUCGAAUUUUUUGUAGUUCCACACUUAUUGUUCGAGAAAAAACUUCCUGCACCUCUCUCCUUAUGGCUGAUAGCCAAUCGCUAUUUGUUGCCGCAGUUUCUUCGGUGCUUUUAAAUAUAUUUGUGUCGUUGCUUUCGGGUACCGCAGAAGGAGAUUUAUUCUUGCAGGAGGCACACAUCCACUGCCCUCGUACCACUGAUGUUCUAGCACCAGGCUGAACAAUGCAAUCAAAAUGGUACUUUGUGUUACAUUUAUUGCAGCCAAUUCUUUUUUGUGUAACUAGUAUGAUCAAUUUGCAUACAUUACACGUACUCGACAUCUUUGAACACUUUAAAAAUAAAGAAUAAUAUAAUAUGACAAGUUUGAUCUAUCGUUGGUGAGAUUUGAACCAAGGACCUGACGCUUUGUUUGCGUCGUAUUAAUCGUACUCAACAACUAACAUAUCAUAAUAAGUCUGUGUAAUUUUAAUUCCAUGACUUUUUAACAUAAGUAUCACACUAAUUUAAUAUUUUUAGAGAACUUUAAUAUUUUCUCACAUGCUCUCCUUCAUUACGCUAUAUAAGCAACUGAAACAGUCAGAAAUGACUUGGGCGGUGUGACGACUCUGUGACGUCACAGCUGCGAAAACGACGACUGCAUGCUGGCGGUCGACCUUCAGCACCGACCGCCAGGCGUGGCACGUGUGUCCUUACUAUCAGUUGCAUCGUAAGUUAGUGUAAAACUGGAAUUGUUCUGUAUUUUUAUGACGUUACAAGUUUGGGAAUUGUGGUACAGGAACAGAAACGAAGUGUCACCACACACGAUCGUUUUGGCAAAAAUCUUCUUGUAGAAUUUUACAUGCGGCGUGUAUAUGUGUUAACGGUAAUGUAUGU